Peronospora belbahrii is the source of this 4509-nucleotide messenger RNA. NCBI's taxonomy places the organism in Eukaryota, Oomycota, Peronosporomycetes, Peronosporales, Peronosporaceae. The record is from the annotation of a GenBank genome assembly.
AUGUCAUCGGUCACUUUUUCGGAGCAUGUUGGCCCAACAACAACAACGACACGUGCACCGGUCUUAUCACCAGUUGCGGCUGACGUAUCGGGUAGUAUGGAGAAUGCAAUUUGUGGUACAUUAGAACUAGCAGAUGGUACCACGUAUGCCGGUUAUUCCUUUGGUGCGAUGAAAAGUAUUUCCGGUGAAGUGGUUUUUAAUACCGGUAUGGUUGGUUAUCCGGAAGCAUUAUCUGAUCCAUCCUAUUGUGGUCAAAUUUUAGUCCUUACGUACCCAUUAAUUGGAAAUUAUGGUGUUCCAGAUAUGACAAUUAAGGAUGAAUUUAACUUACCAAAAUAUUUUGAAUCUAGUAGUGUUCAAAUCGCCGGCCUGAUUGUAUCGGAAUAUUCGUUUCAACAUAGUCACUGGAAUGCUGUCCAAUCACUUGGUCAAUGGCUACAAGACCAUGACAUUCCUGCUUUAUUUGGUAUUGAUACACGAAUGAUUACGAAACGAAUUCGUUCACUUGGUGCAAUGCUUGGAAAAAUUGAAUUUCAAGGUCAAGUUGCUGAAAUUCAAGACCCAAAUCAAUUGAAUCUCGUGGCUCAAGUGACGACGAAACGUCUUGUAGUGUAUAAUGAAGGCGCAUCACCUCGGAUUAUUGCAUUUGAUUGUGGCAUGAAACACAAUAUUAUCCGGUAUUUCGUGGCCAAAGGGGUUGAAUUAACAGUCGUGCCCUAUGAUUAUGACUUGGUGCAUUGUGAUUUGGCAUAUGAUGGAAUUUUCAUCAGUAAUGGUCCUGGCAAUCCACUCAUGGCUUCAAAAACCAUUGAAACCAUUCGAUGGGCUAUUCACCUUGAACAACCAAAACCCAUUUUUGGUAUUUGUCUUGGAAAUCAGAUUCUAGCACUUGCUGCUGGUGCAACGACGUACAAGAUGAAAUAUGGUAAUCGUGGCAUGAAUCAACCGUGCAUUGAUAUGCGCACAACGCGUUGUUAUAUUACACCACAAAAUCAUGGCUAUGCAGUGGAUUCCAACUCCUUACCUGAUGGAUGGAAAACCUUUUUUAUGAAUGCCAAUGACAAGUCGAACGAGGGGAUUAUUCAUGAACAUAAGCCGUUUUUCUCAGUACAGUUCCAUCCAGAGGCUUGUGGUGGCCCCACGGACACGGCGUUCCUUUUUGACAUGUUUUUAGAAAAAGUGAACAACGCUCCACCAAAACUUACGGUCAUGGAUACGUCCUUGUACGACCGUCCGACGUUUUCCAAGGUGCUGUUGCUAGGAUCGGGUGGUCUGUCGAUUGGUCAAGCUGGUGAAUUUGACUACUCUGGCUCCCAGGCUAUCAAGGCGCUGCGUGAGGAAGGCGUGCAUGUCAUCUUGGUGAACCCAAACAUUGCUACCGUGCAGACGUCCAAGGGCCUGGCUGAUAAGGUGUACUUUGUACCUGUGCGUGCUGAGACGGUGCUGGAGAUUAUCAAAAAGGAAAAGCCUGAUGGCAUUCUAGUGAGCAUGGGUGGCCAGACCGCUUUGGCUGUCGGUAUUGAGCUGUACUUGAAUGGUGACCUCGAUCGUCACAACGUUCGCGUCAUGGGAACGCAAAUUGAGUCCAUCAUUGAUACUGAGGAUCGUGAGAAGUUUUCGGCAAAGCUGGAUGAGAUUGGCGAGACUAUUGCGUUAAGCCACCCCGCUACGACCGUUGAGGGUGCGCUGAAGGCCGCAAACGACAUUGGCUACCCUGUGCUGGUGCGCUCUGCUUUCGCUUUGGGUGGUCUUGGCUCAGGAUUUGCUGCUAACGACGAGGAGCUGCGCAUUUUGGCUACCAAAGCGCUUCACGGUUCGGCUUCGAAGGGAUCGAUCAAGCAGAUUUUGAUUGACCAGGAUCUGCGCGGAUGGAAGGAGGUUGAGUACGAGGUUGUGCGUGAUUCCAAGGAUAACUGCAUCACGGUCUGCAAUAUGGAGAACUUUGAUCCGUUGGGUAUCCAUACGGGUGACUCCAUUGUUGUUGCUCCCUCACAGACGCUGUCGAAUAGUGAGUACUUUAAACUCCGUUCGACUGCACAAAAGGUGGUUCGUCACUUGAACAUUGUCGGCGAGUGUAACAUUCAAUACGCUUUGGACCCACACUCGGAGCGUUACUGCAUCAUCGAAGUAAACGCUCGUUUGUCCCGUUCCAGUGCUCUUGCCUCUAAGGCGACGGGCUACCCACUGGCCUACGUCGCGACUAAGAUUUCGCUCGGCAUCGACCUCGUCUCUAUCAAGAAUAGCGUGACGAAGACUACCACGGCGUGCUUCGAGCCUAGCCUAGACUACUGUGUUGUCAAGAUGCCGCGAUGGGACCUGAAGAAGUUUUCGCGUGUGUCUAACGAUCUUGGUAGCUACAUGCUGUCGGUGGGCGAGGUGAUGUCAAUCGGUCGUAACUUUGAGGAGUGUAUCCAAAAGGCUGUGCGAAUGGUGAACCCGAAUCUGGACGGCCUGGAUGGCAACGUUGUCGACAAUGAGACGAACCCUGAGGUGCUUGAUGCUCAAUUGAGUCACCCUACGGACGAACGUCUGUUCUACGUCAUCUCAGCGCUCGACGCUGGCUAUACGAUUGACCGCGUACAUGAGCUAACAAAGAUUGACAAGUGGUUUUUGUCAAAGCUGGCUCGCAUCUCGACGCUCCGUCAGUCAGUGCCCAAGUUUACGCUGGACACGUUGAGUGAACGCUACAUGCGCACGCUGAAGGUGAACGGUUUCUCUGACCGUCAGAUUGCUGCCCAGCUGCCGAACGCCACUGCUAUGCAAGUGCGUGAACGCCGUAAGGCUCUGGGCGUCUUGCCCUGUGUGAAGCAGAUUGACACGUUAGCAGCUGAGUUCCCGGCUCAGACGAAUUACCUGUACAUGACAUACGGCGGCUCGGAGGAUGAUAUCCCGACGAGUGAGGAAGCCAUAGUUGUGCUUGGCUGUGGUGCGUACUGCAUCGGUUCAUCGGUGGAGUUUGAUUGGUGCGCUGUGAGCGCUGUGCGCACGGUCCGCGAACUUGGCAAGCCUGCCAUUGUGGUGAACUACAACCCAGAGACCGUCAGUACGGACUACGACGAGAGCGACCGCCUGUACUUCGAGGAGCUUAGCCUGGAGCGCGUGCUGGACAUCUGGGACCGUGAAAACCCGGAGGGUGUGAUUGUGUCUGUUGGUGGACAGAUUCCAAACAAUUUGGCCAUGCCGCUGUCCAAGGCCGGUGUAAACAUCCUGGGUACGGAUCCCAAGAGCAUUGAUCAGUGUGAGGACCGAAACAAAUUUUCGGCGCUUCUGGACACGCUCGGCGUUGACCAACCGCGCUGGGCGGAAGUGAAAGAGGUGGAAGCUGCCUUAGAUUUUGCUCAGGUGGUGCAGUAUCCUGUGCUUGUUCGCCCGAGCUACGUGCUUUCAGGUGCCGGUAUGAUUGUGGCCUCGGACGAGAGCCAAUUGAAGGCCUAUCUGAACAGUGAUGCCGUUAAGAUUUCGCGCUCGAUCAGUGUGUCGAAGUUUAUCUUGAACGCCAAGGAGAUCGAGUUUGAUGGUGUUGCUAAGGACGGUGCCAUUCUGAACUACGCCAUGUCGGAACACGUGGAGAACGCUGGUGUGCACUCCGGUGACGCUACGCUGGUGCUGCCCGCCCAAAAGUUGUACGUUGGUACGAUCAAGCAGGUGAAGCGCAUUGCAAGCGCCAUUGCCCAAGCGCUAAACAUCACGGGUCCAUUCAACAUCCAGCUGAUGGCCCGUGACAACGACGUCAAGGUGAUUGAGUGCAACCUUCGUGCCUCGCGUACGUUCCCGUUCAUCUCCAAGACGUUCGAUUUGAACUUUAUUAACCUGGCGACCAAGGCGAUGAUCGGCCUGCCGGUGAAGUCAGUACCAAUCGCUUUAAUCGAUAUCGACUACGUCGGUGUAAAAGCGCCUCAGUUCUCGUUCACGCGUCUGCAUGGUGCCGACCCGAGCCUAGGUGUUGAGAUGGCCUCUACUGGUGAGGUGGCCUGUUUCGGCACAGACAUGCACGAGGCGUACCUGAAGGCGCUGCUGAGCGCUGGCUUUAAGAUGCCGAAGGAGAAGAAGGUGCUGAUCUCAAUUGGCAACCACGACAUUAAGCGCGAGUUUGCGGAGGGCGCUCUCAUUCUGCAGGAGCUGGGCUACACGAUCUACGCUACGCCUGGGACGCAUCAGUAUCUGUCCACGCACGGCGUCAAGAGCAUUGAGCUGCGCAAGCCUUCGGAUCCGGAGAGCGACCUGCCAAGCGUGAUUGACUACAUCUCAUCAGGCAAGAUUGAGCUUGUGAUUAACGUGCCCGAGGGAUUGAACAGCGAAGAGCUAACGAGCGGCUACAAGAUUCGUCGUGCCGCCGUGGACUUUGGCGUCUCCCUCAUCAACAACAUCAAGUGUGCGCUACUCUUUGCGCAGGCCGUGCAAAAGGUGCGCAAGCUCGAGAUCUGCAACAUCUCCGAGUACUAUGCCAUGCCAACGAUCGGCUGGCGCCCGGGCCAGAAGCUGACGGCUCGUAAGAUGUCCAUUUUCUAA